CUCUGACUCCGAUCCAUUGAUUUUAUUUUGUUCUCAGAUCCAUUAUUACAAUUUGCUGUUGCUCUGGUUGUGGGUGAGAGAGAAGUCGAUCUGAGAGCUCUAGAGAGAGACAUAGUUGAAGACUCUUGACUUGUAGACUCGUCUUCCAUCCUUUUCCUCAGUUUGAAUCCACAACGUGGUUUCAAAGCCACGCACAACUCUCACAGCUUCAUUAACUCUCCCUCUCACUUUCCCUCUUUUCUCAAACACCAAACACUUUCUCCUUCCACACCACAACAUGCCUCUGGAAUCGCCACCGCCGCUAAAACUGCUUUGGUUUCUCCUCUUCAUCUUAACAACCACCAAUGCCGCCGCCCUAAGAACAACAACUCAUGUUUUCAAAGAAGCGCCAAAGUUUUACAACUCCCCCAGCUGCCCUUCGCUCCAAAACGACUCCACCGUCUGCUCCGACGUGGCGGUCCACGUAGCGAUGACCCUCGACGCAGCCUACCUCCGCGGCUCAAUGGCGGCGAUCCUCUCGGUCCUUCAACACUCUUCAUGCCCGGAAAAUGUCAUCUUCCAUUUCGUCGCGGCGGCUUCUUCUUCGAACUCGAUACUUCUAACCCAAACCCUGUCGAGGUCGUUCCCUUAUUUGAAAUUCCGAGUCUACCCCUUCGGCGACUCCGCCGUGGCGGGGCUGAUCUCCACCUCUAUCCGGUCAGCCCUCGACUGCCCGCUCAACUACGCGCGCAACUACUUGGUCACUCUCCUCCCGCCAUGUGUCCGCCGCGUGGUCUACCUCGACUCCGACCUCGUACUCGUCGACGACAUUGCCAAGCUGGCCGCCACCCCUCUCGGGCCCCACGCGGUCCUCGCCGCGCCGGAGUACUGCAACGCCAACUUCACCACCUACUUCACGCCGUCGUUUUGGGCCAACCCAACUCUCUCCUUAACCUUCGAGGGCCGCGACGCUUGCUACUUCAACACAGGCGUCAUGGUCAUUGACCUCGACCGGUGGCGGGCCGGCGGCUACACGAACCGGAUCGUCGAGUGGAUGGAGCUCCAGAAGCGAAUGCGGAUCUACGAACUCGGGUCAUUGCCUCCUUUUCUCCUAGUCUUCGCCGGAAACAUCGCCUCCGUGGACCACAGCUGGAACCAGCACGGCCUCGGCGGUGACAACUUCCGAGGGUUGUGUCGGGAUUUGCAUCCCGGUCCGGUCAGCCUGCUCCAUUGGAGCGGCAAAGGGAAACCGUGGGUCCGGCUCGACUCGAACCGGCCUUGCCCUUUGGAUGCUCUGUGGGCCCCUUAUGAUCUGUUACAAACACCUUUCGCGCUAGAGUCUUAGAAAUUAAUUCAAUUAUUAAUUAACGCCACAAAUUACUCCAAAAUAAUAAAAAAGUGUUAUUAUUCUUUUUC
Rosa rugosa (rugosa rose) is the source of this 1395-nucleotide messenger RNA. RefSeq names its product probable galacturonosyltransferase-like 1. Gene Ontology annotation, cellular component: Golgi apparatus. Gene Ontology annotation, molecular function: glycosyltransferase activity. The coding region runs from base 278 to 1324 and encodes 348 amino acids. The record is from RefSeq and is a predicted model, not a curated record. Lineage: Eukaryota; Viridiplantae; Streptophyta; Magnoliopsida; Rosales; Rosaceae. The transcript has a single exon.